Messenger RNA from Rosa rugosa (rugosa rose), 2843 nucleotides. RefSeq names its product receptor-like protein 2. The record is from RefSeq and is a predicted model, not a curated record. Gene Ontology annotation, biological process: hormone-mediated signaling pathway. Gene Ontology annotation, cellular component: plasma membrane. NCBI's taxonomy places the organism in Eukaryota, Viridiplantae, Streptophyta, Magnoliopsida, Rosales, Rosaceae. The transcript has a single exon. The coding region runs from base 241 to 2508 and encodes 755 amino acids. Gene Ontology annotation, molecular function: protein binding.
UUCUUUGGCAUCAUUGUGGACUUGAAAAUAAGGCUUUAUCUUCACUAGCUUACAACAACAAACAACAAAGGGAUCACCAUCGAUCCAUAGUCCACGCGAAGACUAGGAACCAAGGGACGAAGGUUUCACCUAGUGAAAUAAUUUUCUUUGGUUUUGCUUUUACUCUUGCAUUACUUUGCUCCUGCUAUAUAAAUACACAAACCUGUGAGCAAUCGAUCUAAAUCUACCUCUAAGAAAGAAAUGCUAGUUCAGCCUGCAAACCACGCAAUGGUUUCAUCCUUAAGCCGCUUCCUUCUCAUUUUCAUGUUAUUGUUUACGCAUAAUAUUCAAGCAUGCAUCCAAACUCAACGUAUUUCUCUCUUGUCCAUUGCCUUCACUCUGUCUUCUCCUUCCUUAAACUGGACUUCUAGUAGUUGUUGCUAUUGGGAAGGCAUUACUUGUAAUCGAGAUGGUUGGGUCACCCAUUUGCAGUUACCCUCCAAAGGGCUCAAACUAAAAGGAGGUAUUUUUCCAUCAUUAUCACUUGCAAAUCUCACACAUCUCACUCACUUGAAUCUCUCACACAACUCCCUUUCUGGUUCUCUAGACCAAACUGAAUUCUUCUUGUCCUUGAAUUAUCUCGAAAUCCUAGAUUUGAGCUAUAACCUUCUCUUUGGAGUGUUACCAUCUUCUCUACCAUCCAGUCAUAUUCGGAUGGUGGAUUUUUCCAGCAAUCGCUUACAUGGUGCCAUUCCAUCUUCGUUUUUCCAACAAGCUUGGAAUUUGACUAGUUUCAAUGUCAGUAACAACACCUUUUCAGGUCCUAUCCCAUCCUCUAUUUGUCAUCCUUCUUCUUCCUCGUUACGACACCUUGAUUUUUCCUUCAAUAAUUUCAAUGGUAGUAUAUCUUCUGGACUGGGGAAGUGUUCCGAACUGCAGGUCUUCCGUGCUGGUUACAAUUACCUGUCAGGAUCACUUCCAGAAGAUAUCUUUAAUUCUACCACACUUGAAGAGAUUUCACUACCUCUAAAUUCAUUGUAUGGAGCAGUGAGUGAUAGAAUUUCCAACCUCACCAACCUUACCACUCUUGACCUCUCCUAUAACCAAUUGAGUGGUGAUAUCCCUCUCCAUCUUGGGAAGCUCUCCAAGUUGAAACACAUAAUCCUUGAUUUCAACUAUCUGGAAGGUUCAUUUCCCCUAUCUCUGACGAAUUGCACAAACCUCGUUGAACUACGUAUGGGAGCCAACAACUUGGGAGGUGAUAUCUCCAUGCUCAAUUUUUCAAAAUUUAGCCAACUUAAUAAACUCGACUUGCGGAAAAAUAACUUCUUUGGUAUCUUGCCAAGAAGCCUCUACUCGUGCAAGUUUUUGAAAGCAAUUCGAGUGAACUAUAAUAAUCUAGAGGUUCAAAUACAGUCUGAUAUUGUUUCAUUGAAAUCCCUGUCCUUCCUCUCACUCGGAGGGAACAAACGUUUGACUAAUGUCAAAGAGGCAUUGAAGAUACUGAUGGGAUGCAAACGCCUUGUAGUCCUAUCAUUAGCAUCUAGUUUUGUAGGCGAGGAACUUCCGGCUGAUCUUGGGACGGUUGAUUUUGAUGGAUUCCAAAAUCUUCGACUUCUGGAUUUGAGUUCCUGUAACCUUACUGGUCAAAUCCCUUUGUGGAUAUCAAAACUCAAAAUGCUGGAGAUCUUGGACCUGAAUCAGAAUAGAAUCACAGGCUCAAUUCCAAGUUGGAUGGGGAAUCUUCCUAGGCUGUAUACUAUAUCCAUGGAAUCCAACCUACUUUCAGGACAACUUCCAAAGCAAUUCUGCAGGCUACCGAUGUUGGUGUCUGAACAAGCUGCAGCUCAACUACAUCGUACUGAUAUUGAAUUGCCUAUAUACAUACCCAGUGUUCAUGCAAAACCGUUACAGUACAAUUAUUUAUUUUACGCUCCAUCAAUAUACCUACGUGACAAUUGCCUUAGUGGGAAUAUACCUAUUGAGAUUGGCCAACUGCAGCUUCUCCAACUGCUGGAUCUUAGUGCUAACAACUUCUCCGGCAACAUUCCAGACCAGAUAUCUAACCUCAAGUACAUGGAGAUACUGGAUCUCUCCAUGAACCAUUUGUCUGGAAAAAUCCCAUCAUCAUUCACAGGUCUUAAUUUCUUAUCAAGUUUCAAUGUCUCGUACAAUAAUCUCCGAGGACCAAUACCAUCAAGCACUCAGCUCCAAAGUUUCGAUGCUUCUGCAUUUGAGGGGAAUCUGAAACUUUGUGGUGCGCCACUUCCAAAUAAGUGUCAGACAACAAUGGGUGCUGAUGCACCUGAUAUGAGCACCCAAGAUGCAGAAACGAAGGAGCAACAAAUUCCAUGGUUUUAUGUUUCUGUUGCACUUGGGUUCAUUACAGGAUUUUGGGGAGUCUGUGGUCCUUUAGUGCUUAUGACGAAGUGGAGGUAUGCAUAUUACCAUUUCCUAGACAAUGUACAAGACAGGUUCCAUGUGAUGAUAGCAAAGCGUAUGGCAAGCAUGAAGAGAAGGUUUGUUUAGAAGUUAGAUAGUAGUCAUGGUACUCCAAAAACUCUUAUUGUAAUAAUCAUAAUAAACCAUUCCCACAAAUUUCCAUUGACAAGCAUGAAAUUUUCACAUAUAUUUACUUAUACUUCAUACGGUGUAGAUGUGCCUGUAGUUGGCAAACAGAGGAAAUAACCAUACAUUAUUUCUUUUCGUGGCAACUAACAAGAAAUUCAUAUGCACAUAUUUGCUUCUGUAGGCCACUUGUGUGGAGACAUCUUGAGAGCAACAAGCAAAAAAUUCUUGCAACAGAGAGAAACAUAUGCACACCUUAUCCUUCUUCAAAUUCCAACUCCAUUUUAGUUCUUUCU